AUGGCUUCAGCAUCUCAUUCAUCAUUAUCAGCAGCAGAAAUCGUCAAUAGUCGUAUUCCAUUAGGUGCAACAAAAGAACAAUAUCAGAAAUGGAUAUUGCAGAAACAUCAUUGUCUUCCAAAUGAUAAUGACUUUCACCGUUUACUUCAAUCUGGUUUGAUUGAUGACAUGGUUUUAGUUCUUGGAGAACGUGAACAUCGAAAAGGACACAAUUAUCGACUCGAUGAACUUCGUCUUCAUUCUUCCGAUGAAGAUGAGUCUCCUAUGAAAAAGUUUAAGCCAAAUACACUUUUACAAUGCAAUAUUUCAAUACAGACUGAAUCUGAUACAACAGGACUCAAAUUAUUUGAUUAA
Messenger RNA from Adineta ricciae, 354 nucleotides. The record is from the annotation of a GenBank genome assembly. Lineage: Eukaryota; Metazoa; Rotifera; Eurotatoria; Adinetida; Adinetidae.